AGUUGAUUGUCGUUUAAGCAUUUAGGUGUUGUUUCCGUUGGGUUAGGGUCUGAGAAAAGGUCUACGUUUUGGGCGUGUAAAGUUCCAAGCAUUUGUAGUCGUCACUCGUUUAGUAGACAUUACGGUCAAAACCAUUGCACCUUCCAAAUUGCCUUGCAAAUGCUUCUUGAUUUCCACCCUUUCUAGUUUUAGAUAAAUACAGCACAAACACAGAGCAUAGUUUUGAAAAACACUGAGAAUUGGAAUUUGGAAAGAAAACAUAGAGACCACGAUGGGGUUUUCAAAGGAAGAGAAAUCCAAAAGGAUAUUGAGGGGUGUGAAGACUUUGUUCUUCUUGAUCACCAUGGUCAUGUCUUUGCUUCUUUUCUCUGCCCCGGUUCUAUUGGUUAUUGCAGAUGCACUUGUUCCUUCUGCUUUACUCUCAGCUCUUUAUUCUCCCUCUUCUCUCUCCCUCCAAACUCUCUUCUCCCAUUUUGAGAACUAUGAUUUUCGAUACUCCCUCAUUGACAUACCUUUAUUAUCUAUAAUACGUUCCCUUGUCAUAUUCUGUGUUUAUAGUUUUUGUGACGGACCAAGACUUUCCCGUGGGCCUUAUUUGGGGAUCACCACGGUGUGCUCAGUGAUGUCUCUGAUAUUUGUUUCCUUGAAAGCUGUUUACGUGUUUAGCUUCACGAGUGUUGAUGGAGCCUCCCAAAUAGCUUUGUUUGUGUGUUCUUGUGCUUUGGCUGUGGGGCAUAUCGUUGUUGCAUACAGAACAAGUUGCAGAGAAAGAAGGAAGCUUCUAGUCUACAAAAUUGACAUUGAAGCUAUUUCAGCUUGCAAAAAUGGGUAUCCAAGGUAUCCGAAGAUGCUUAAGGAAGAAAGAGUCAAAUGAACCCACUCAAUAUUGAUGCUAGAUCAAAUUAAUCUAACACACAGAUUUAGCCACUCAAUCAUUCAUUUUUACUACUUAAGUGCUGCGAGGGAUGCUAAGGUAAUUUACCCUUUAAAGGGGGAAAAAAAAAGGUAUUAUUUCCACUGAAUAUAUAGUAAACAGUGAUUUUUCAAAACAAAACCUAAAGUGCUACUCUUAUUCUCCUUGUAUAUACACGUUUACCCAAUGCAUACCUGACACCUAACAUGGAUACAAACGAGUUAGAGCUGCAAGGUUAUAACUUAAAUUAACUCAGUAAGUUGUGCAUAGUAGGUAUAUAUAUACACAUACACUAUAGAGCUACUCUUUGGCGAUUAUAUGUGUAACAUACAACUUUUUCAUUUUCCAUUGUUUUUCUUAAGUUGUUUUCCCCCUUGCUUCUUGAGUAUCUUCUUGUACAUGUAAAAGAUGAAUAGAUCGUAUUUUCUCACUGGCCUAAGGCAAGUGAAAGUAUGAAUUUAAUUAAUUAUUUGUAGC
Abrus precatorius (Indian licorice) is the source of this 1390-nucleotide messenger RNA. RefSeq lists its product as uncharacterized. The coding region runs from base 272 to 874 and encodes 200 amino acids. The transcript is spliced from 3 exons. The record is from RefSeq and is a predicted model, not a curated record. NCBI's taxonomy places the organism in Eukaryota, Viridiplantae, Streptophyta, Magnoliopsida, Fabales, Fabaceae.